Messenger RNA from Rangifer tarandus platyrhynchus (Svalbard reindeer), 306 nucleotides. Lineage: Eukaryota; Metazoa; Chordata; Mammalia; Artiodactyla; Cervidae. The record is from the annotation of a GenBank genome assembly.
AUGGCCUUCUUGGCAGUGGUCAGAGUUCCCUGGUAUGGGUGGAGGACCAUAGGACUUGUGACCAAAAGUUGUUGUUGUUCGGCUCCUAAAAUCAUGUCCAACUGUUUGCAGUCUCAUGAGCUGCAGCACACCAGGCUUCCCUGGCUAUCUUCCCUAACCAUCUUCUUGAGCUUGCUCAAACUCAUGUCCAUUGAGUCGUUGAUGCCACCCAACCAUCUCAUCUUCUGUCAUCCCCAUCUCCUCCUGCCCUCAAUCUUUCUCAGCAUCAGGGUCUUGUCCAUUGAGUCAGCUUUUUGCAUCAGGUGA